GAUGGAUCUCUUAACUACAAAGUUGAGUAAAUUUUUUUUGUUAUUUAUUAGUCCAUGGUUUUGUGGUCGUUUGUUUUUACUGCAUGGAUCAAGCUAUUGAGGUAAGGAUCAUGGAUCAAGCAUGAUGGUUCCUCCUGUUUUAUGAACAGGGUCUGACUAACCAAGUAGUGUGUUUUUCAAGGUCGGGUUAUAGUCGUGUUAAAAAUGAUAUUCAGCUGUUUUGUAUAUAUUUAUGUGUCAGUGUGUGUUAUAAAAUUCAACCACUAGUGCUUAAGAUUUUUAUUUUGAUGAGCAUCAUGUGAUGUCUCCAACACAAAAGGCUUAUUUCCACAAUCAACGGUAUAGAUUCAAAAGAACUCCACAAUCCGCUCUACUUUAAUAUCUAUAUCUUCACCCACUAUAAAUCCUGAUCCUGGGGAUGAGCACACAGACUUGUUGUUAUAUAAAUCAGACAAACCUUUGCUUGAAGAAACAGAACACAUCAUCUGUCUUUAAGAGAAAUUAGAUGGCGAGAAGACAACUCUUUCAACUUCAAAUAUUCUUGGUUUUAGCUGUUCUGUCUCUUGUGAUCGCAUUGAAGCCUGUCCUAGUCAUUGCAACAGGAACUGAGAAACCGAUAGACUGUGAAGCCAAGGGACAACAACUGAAUCAGAUUAGCUACCUGAGAAGAAAUAAAAUGGAUCCAAAGAUAACAACAAGGACACGGAGGUUGAUGAAUGUUGUGGAGAUUAACGAUUAUCCAGGAUCAGGUGCUAACAGCCGCCACACUCGACCAUACUGUCCAGAUUGCUAAUUCCAAUUUCUUGUAACUUAGAGAACCUUUGAAAAUGUAAUAAUCACACGCUAUAUAUGAUAUCUAUCAAGAUUUAACAUGAUGGAAUCUUAAUCUAAAAGACUAUAUAAAGAUGUCAGAUAUUUUUUUAAAGUCUCAA
This is a messenger RNA of Brassica rapa (field mustard), 932 nucleotides long. RefSeq lists its product as uncharacterized. The record is from RefSeq and is a predicted model, not a curated record. Lineage: Eukaryota; Viridiplantae; Streptophyta; Magnoliopsida; Brassicales; Brassicaceae.